AUGGCGGUCAGCGAGCGGAUAUCACAGCUCAUGGGCGCCCUCGACCCGACAUCAGGCCCCAAUUCGGGUGCAACCUCUCCCGGAGGCAAUUGGCGUGACGCGGAUGGCAGUGGCACAGACGACGAGCGGGACAGCAGAAGCCGCCCGCGCACCUUCCCGUACUUCGAGUACCUGCCCUACCAGACCGAAGGCGAUGGCGAGCGUGAUGCGAGCCUGGAGACGUGUCUGAAGCACCUCUACAUUGCCGUGUCGGCAGGCGACUUUGCGCCGGGCGCAGUGCACUGGACACGCGAGAUUCGAGGAUGGCUGCAGCUCAAGUUCGACCUGCCUCGCAGCACCCGUGUGAAGCUCGUGAAUCUCUACUACGAGCUGGCCCUGGCCCCUGGGCUGGACUACCUGGUGGCGGAGCGUUUCGCGAGCAUGUUCAUGGUGCUGACCAAGCGCAAGCACUACCUCCGGCCCGGGAAGGACCAGGUCAUAUUGGAUUGGCGGCCCCUGUAUAGAGAACUCAAGCUGUUCGUGCUCCCCUCAGAGUCCGGCGGCUCACAUCCGCCAAACGUCAAGCGCAAUAUCAGGACCUUGACCAAAAUGUGCACCUUUGCCCAGCUGUACUUUGAUCCAAAGGAGAUACCUGCCAUAUUCGAGGAGCUUCUGCCUUUCUUCAGCACCUCUUUCAGCGAAGGUGCCUUUGUCGUCGUGGGUCUGCUCAACCUGCUGCUGCCAACACAUCCGCCGCCAGAAGACAGGCCCGAUCUGCUUCCACAGGAGUACCUCCCCACGUUCUUUCAUCUGUGGUCGCUGGUCAAUCGCUCACGCUUGUUCGACGCCCACUUCAUUGAUACAAUGUCACGUCUUGCUAGGGACAACUUGACUGCAUCACACAUUCCUUUUUCACAGUACGGCCUGUUCACGGCCGAACAGUCUUCCCAGAUCUUCACCGCCAUUCUUAGGCUACUCGAGAUUCCAGUCGGACAAGCCACGUCCCCCUACAGCAGUACGGUCGAUCUAGGUGCUGGCCUGGCCGUCAUGCUCGACCGAGACGUGCGCAAACACCCCUCUACACACCACAUUGCCCGCAUAAUAGCCAUGUCGCUCUCGCCUGCAUGCACGGACAACUCAGAAUCUGUUUUGAGCAAAUUGGAAGGCCUGAUUCAGGCCGUUGAGACGUUCUUCCAUCCGUCAAACUCUGGCAGCUGGACUCGGCCGCUCGCGCAGUUGGUAUACUAUCUAGCAGACUUCUUCGUCCUGCGCUGGAAUCGUGAGCACAGCGGUGAGAUGGAUGUGCCCAAGGACCGCCAGCUCAACGAUGCUGUCAAGAGACGUUUUGUGCUAUGCUUGCGAGAGGUGACCUUCAUGGGCAUCUUCUCCAAGAGCGAUAAAGCUGUGCAAUAUGCACUGUCUACCCUGCAAAGUCUGGCUUACCUGGAGCCAAAUCUGAUCCUCCCGGGAGCACUGCAGAGAAUCUACCCUGCCAUGCAGGGCCUCGUCGAGGUACAUCGCACCAUAUCCUCUAUUCGAGCGCUACAUAUGCUUUCCAAGAUCAUGGCCAAGACAAAGGGCUUCCGGUGCCACGUCACAACGGCACUUGGGCUUGCACUCCCUGGUAUUGAUCCCAACGAUCUCGAGAAGACCCUACACACGUUGCAAUACGUUCAAGGUGUCUGCUAUCUGGUGCCCUUCCAUGAUCUUACAAAAGCCAAGAAAGCCGCAGACCGAGAGUCUACAAAUGGUGUGUCGACACCGGCAGACGAUAUUGGUGGUGACACAGGGCUUGCGGUGCAAUGGAUUACAGAGCAAGUAGAACGUCUCGAGAGUGCCAACGGCAACAUCGAGAUCGACUAUGACAAAGAGCUCAGCGAUGAGGACGAGCAAAUGAUUUUGCGAUCUUCCACAAGUGGCCUAAACGAGUUCCUGAUUUCCUUCAUCGGUCGCGUCUUUACUCUUUUGGAGAAUUUGCCAGAUGCUGCCAGGGUUCGCAGUGGAUCGCCUGAAGAGUACGUUGUAAAUCAUCUUCCAGCUGCAUUUACACCGUUGCUCGCAGCACUGUCGCCUGAGCUCUACGAUGUUGCGCUAGACAAGAUUGCCAACUUCAUCACCAAUCAUGUCAUCCACCAAGCUCGCGACGCAAUAGCUUUUAUCUGCAAUAGUCUUGUCAAGAUAAAUCCACAGAAAGCGUUGAAGCGUAUACUGCCUCACCUGUUCGCCGGUAUCCGCACAGAGAUUGAUGAGAUCGGCGCUGGUUCGACUCGGACGACAGGUGCCGAAGUCCUCCCACGCGACCGCGCACUUGUAUGGAACCUCAGCAUUCUUAGCAUGUGCGUCGUGCAUGUUGGUGAUGCCGUUCUCCCCUGGAAAGACGAGCUCUUUGAGAUUGCCGAAUACAUGCAACUGAAAUGUAGAGGCACUCCAACUGUGCAUGUUUCUAACUUCAUACAUCAUCUGUUGCUCAACCUCACCUGCACCUAUACAGUUGACUACUCUAUAUAUGAAGAUGAUGAGGUCGAGAAAGGACUCACCACAGAAUCAUGGGGUAGGCAGCUUGAUGUGAAGAAAUUGAACAUCAAGUGGCACUCUCCAAACUCUGAGGAGAUUGACUUUGCUGUCAAGCUAUUCGAAACCCACGCCAGCAACUCCAUGAACGCACUCGUUGCUCUCAUCCAGUCCGAUCCGCCCAUCAAACGCGAGGGUACCGGGAAGGACUGGUCGGAUGAGGUAUCGAGAAACCUUGUCCUGUUGAGACUAAUCUUAUCCGGUGUAUCAGUGUUGUUCGAUGGCCGACACGAUCAAUCUGGUGAAGGCAGCACUGCUGACUCUAACGAUGGGUCCGAUCCAGACGCAAUGGACACGGAAGGCAUCGAUGACGACGCUGGCCUUGGGGAGGCUGAGGACGAGGAAGUGAAGCCUACAUUCCAGUAUGAGUCCGGCUAUCCGCUGCGGCGCGACGACAAGAACUACAAGCUCAUGCAUGACCUUCGCCACCGAGUUGGCGAAAUUCUGCACGAUGUACAUCAGUUUUUGAUUGAAAAGCAGCCAGACGAUGUCCCUUGCUUCAAUUCCUUGUACAAUGCUUACCGUUCUUGGUUCAUCGACGUUGGUAUCGAGAAAUCUGCCCAUGUUCUUGAUAGAAUAUCUAGGCUUCUCGAUAACGACGAACAGCCAUUCAGGUUCAGCGGUUUGAGGAAACAGUACCCUCGACCUCUGCUUGUUCGCCGCGCCAACGUCUACCACUUGCAGCGACUUCGGCAUAAUGCCGCUCCACGACCAAAGACGGAUCUUGACAAGCAGUUGUUUUUGGACCUUGCCGAAUCUAGCAUUUCCCUUUACACGGAAAUCCGACGUACUGCACAGACUGCCAACGAGUCAGCAAUCAAAUGUGUGCUGGGUGCUCGACCGCUGGUCAUCCCUCCACUACUCGAUGCAUUUGUCAAGGCUGUAGCGGAGAGUGACUACCCUCGGAUCAAGGGUGCCAUGUUUGCUCUUCUGUAUGGAAGUCUGGCAAAGACCAUCAGUCGCGACUGGAGGUUUACUCCCAAGUUGAUCAAGGCCUUUAUCGAAGUCACUGGUGCCGACAAGCCAUCGGUGCAAAAACUCGCUACCAACGCCACAUUCCAAGUCAUGGAUAUGGGCAAGGCAAUGGAAAGGAUGGUCAUUCUUGACAAGACGGUUGUCGAAGCCAUUGCCUAUGCGAUGGAUACCAGCGAGGAAGAGGUGCAGCAGAAGGUCACAAAGAGGCAGGACUUCAUCAAGAGGAAGAGGGCUCGUAUUGAAGGCAAAAAGGCGGAACUAUCAAAGGAGCUGGUGGAAAUUGCCAACACUGAGCACUGGAAGAAGGUCAGUCGAACUGCGGCUAUCAUUGUCAAUUUGGGAAUGCGCUACGACACAAUUGCCUCUGAUGAGAUGAUUGAUCUCAUAGCUAGAGGCACCAUUGAUCAGCAUCCAAGUUUGCGAGGUCUGUAUGCCGGCGCUUUGAUAGGAUUGUACUCGGUCAUCCAGACGCGCGCCAUCACCGGCCAUAGCUACCAGAAAUAUUUACUCGGGGAAGAAGAUCUGCCAGAUAAAAUCUCCGUACCAACUAGGCCUGACGAUCCAAACUGGACCGAGGAGCAUCUGGAAUCCUUCGCGCAACCAGAGGCUAAGUACUACGUCGACUUUGACUAUCCUGGUUGGUUAGUGUGGAACAAGACCAUGCCGGCUUUCCUCCCGAACGCAGUGCAGCUCUCGUACGACGAUGUGGAAAACGACGUCCGUCGAAAAAUUGCAAAGCACCUUACACGAUCGUGGUUCUCAAACUACUUCGCGUUCAUGAAGCAAGAACCUCGCGAUACUAGCGCUGAUCGAUUCCGGAUGUCAAGCGCAAUGUUGCUGACGCACUCGUUCGACCUUGUGUUCUGCGGCGUGACCGAGACGACGUUUGAGGAUAUCAAGGAUCUCACUCAGUCGGUCUAUGGCGAUGGGAGCGACAAGCACCAACACCGUGCGACGUCGGAGAUCAUGGCCGCGCUACUAUCCUGUGCUCCUGAUCUCCACCCCGAUCAGCGACAAGAGGUCUGGGAAUAUGUAUUCCCUAUUGUGCGUGGAAUCUUCAAGGACGGGCUGACGCCUGAAAACAACGGUUACUGGACUACGUUCCUGCAUGUCGUUCUACAGUCCAAAGAUCCUAGGCGAAGCUGGCCGCUUGUCGAUUGGUUGGCCAGCCUUCGUCUCGAUAUGGACUCUAAUGCCGCCUUCAAGGAGAGCUCAAAGAUCCACCUACUAACGCAAGCAAUUUCCGACGUGGGCUGGCACUUCCGCCGGGAGGAGCCGAUCCUGGAUGAUUUCUUGAGCCAUCUUGAUCAUCCGUACAAGGGCGUUCGUGAGGCGAUGGGUCAAACGAUCGCGAGCAUCUACCGUACCCGGUACCACGAAUCGUACAAGGACGUCGAUAGCCUGGUUAAAGCUCAGAAAGAAGCAUCUUCAAUUGGAGUUCGACCCUAUGAACCAACAGAAGAAUUCAGCAAAGUGAUCACGGAUGUGUUUGAUCGCCUUGAGGUCUGGCGUCAACAGCGUCCCUCUGGGCAACAGACACCUUCGUCGUACACUUCUGGUGGCAAGACGGUUCUCCUAUGGCUUGAUUCUACACUCUCGUCGUAUGAGUGCACCCAGCUUGUCAAGUUCUUCCCAAAUGUUUUCAUGGAACAGCUCCUCCACAUGAUGGACAUCAAAGAAGAUCCUGAAUUGCAGUCGCUUGCCUAUCACGUCUUCCGGCACCUUCCCAACAUUCCGCACCGUGAGGGUGAAGACGCAGAGUUUAUUGCUGCGUUGAUACGUAUCGGUCGCAAUGCAACGAGCUGGCACCAGCGGUUGAGGAUCUUGAUCAACAUCCAGGUCAUCUAUUUCCGCCGACUCUUCUUGAUGGGCGAGAAGCAGCAGCAGACCAUGUUCGACUGUGUUUCUGCCAUGCUCUCGGAUGUACAGUUGGAAGUUCGGAUGGGUGCGGCUACGACGCUCUCGGGCAUGAUUCGCUGUUCACCUGUUGCGCUUCGCGAUGUUCAGGUGUCGACGCUGAAGAAACGCUUCACGACACAACUUGCCAAGAGCCCGCUGCCGAAGCGCCGCAACCCCGGCACACCAACGGUCGAGCAGGGUAAGGUGGUGCUGACGCGUCACGCAGCUGUGCUCGGGUUGGGCGCGCUUGUACAGGCGUUCCCAUACCAGAGCCCGCCGCCGACAUGGUUGCCAGAAGUGCUUGCUACGUUGGCGAGGAAAGCGGCUGCGGAUCCGGGAAUGGUGGGCAAGAGUGUCAAGAGUGUGCUGGCCGACUUUAAAAAGACCAGGCAGGACACUUGGCAUGUCGAUGUCAAGGCUUUUGAGCAAGAACAGCUGGAGGAUCUGGAGGGUGGCGCCCCACCACACAGCCACAGACACGAUCAACCAACGACAGCUCCCUCUGUCGCAAACAACUUCACAGGUCGACGAGACUUGGACAAAGCUCGACGACGACUCUGCCACCGACGCCGGAAAUGGUCCUUGGCACUCCUGAUGCCGGCGUACUUUUUCCACAUCACGUUUGAACUGUACCCCUCGCGCUCGUCGCCUGAUUCGACCUUCAGCCCGCCGCCGGGGACAGACAUCUUCGGCGCAGAGCUCCCCGUGCACCGCCGAGAGCAGAGAGGGGAGUGGGGGUUCUUUGGGCCGUCCAAGAGCAGCACGUGGAAGACUGGGGCGCCGUCCAGCACGCGCGACCGUCGGCCUGCCGCUCGCCGAUUCAGCCAGCGCACGCGACGCUCGUUCUCAGACCAUCACGACAGCCCUGUGCCCGUGGGGAAGCCGGCGACACGGACGGGCGGCAGCCAGCGGGAAAGCGCGGGACAGCGUGACUGGCGCUUCGACAGCAUCGCCAUCGCCAGCAUCGACAUGGACGCGCCCUCGCUCGCACCCAACGCCGGCGGCCUGGCCACCAAGGGCCGGUUCAUCGCCGCCGACAUCAAGGACACGGACGUGGGUUGGGGCGUGGUGCACCUUUACCGCGACGGCCACGAGACGCCCGGCCUGUACGAGCAGCCGGACGGCGUGCGUGGCUUGGAUGCGCAGCCGGACGCGGCCCCCAGCGACGCCGAGUGCACGACGCUGUGCAUCCUGGCCGUGCCCGCCUACAUGACGCCCUCGGACUUCCUGGGCUUCAUGGGCGAGCAGACGCGCGAGGACGUGUCGCACUUCCGCCUCAUCAGGACGAGCCGCGCCAACAAGUACAUGGUGCUGAUCAAGUUUGGCGACGCGCACAAGGCCCGCGCGUGGCAGCGCGAGUGGAACGGCAAGCCCUUCAACAGCAUGGAGCCCGAGUACUGCCACGUCGUCUUCGUCAAGUCCAUCACCUUUGCCAAUGGCGACUCGACCACGGACCCAUCGUCGUACCCGGACCUGACCAACGACCCCUUUGCCCCUGCCCCCACCAAGCAGCCCGUGUCCGCCGUCGACGCCCCCUCGCUCACGGCCAAGCCCCACGCCCCGCCCACGCCCGCCCUGGUCGAGCUGCCUACGUGCCCCGUCUGCCUCGAGCGCAUGGACGAGACGACGGGUCUGCUCACCAUCCUCUGCCAGCACGUCUUCCACUGCGCCUGUCUGGAGAAGUGGCGGGGGUCGGGCUGUCCCGUGUGUCGGUACACGCAAAAUGACGCCUUUGGCUCCCACCGCGCCCUCGACGGCGACGCCCCCGACAACGAGUGCAGCGUCUGCGCCGCGACCGAGAACCUCUGGAUCUGCCUCGUCUGCGGCAACACGGGCUGCGGCCGCUACGACGAGGCCCACGCCUUUGCCCACUACGAGGCCACGAGCCACACGUACGCCAUGGACGUGGCCACGCAGCACGUUUGGGACUACGCCGGCGACGGCUACGUCCACCGCCUCAUCCAGAACAAAGCUGAUGGCAAGCUCGUCGACCUGCCCGCCUCGACACACCAGUCCUUUGGCGCGCCCGGCAUGACAGGCUACGCAAACGACACGGUGCCCCGCGAGAAGCUCGACAACAUGGGCAUGGAGUACGCCUACCUCCUGACCUCGCAGCUCGAAUCCCAGCGCGCCUACUUCGAAGAGCAGCUCGAGCGCGCCGUCGACAAAGCAGCCAAAGCCUCCUCGUCCGCCGACGAAGCCGCCCGGACCCUCGCCUCCUUUAACCAGAAGAUCGAAGCCCUGACGCUUCAGCACGCCGACGCGCAGAAGCAAAUCUCCGCCCUCGAAAAGGACGGCGCGCGCAACGCCCAGAAAGCUACUUCUGCAUCUGACCUCGCUCGCAAACUCACCAAACAGUACAAGGAGGAACAGACUAUCAACGAGAGCCUCAUGAGCCGCAUCAAACACCUUGAGAACAAGACGGUCGAGGCGGAGGCUAGGGCCAGGGAAAUGGAGGCCCAGAAGGUUGAUCUCGAGGAGCAGAAUCGCGAUCUGAGUUUUUUCAUCAGCGGCCAGGAGAAGCUGCGCGAGAUGCAGGGGAAUGAGGUGUUCGGGCUGGGCGAGGGUGAGGUCGAGGGUGGAACGGUGGAGAUUGGGGAUAAGGGGAGGAAGAGGAAGGGGAAGAAGAAGGCGUAG
This is a messenger RNA of Dothidotthia symphoricarpi CBS 119687, 8061 nucleotides long. RefSeq lists its product as uncharacterized. The coding region runs from base 1 to 8061 and encodes 2686 amino acids. The transcript is spliced from 4 exons. Gene Ontology annotation, biological process: proteasomal ubiquitin-independent protein catabolic process. The record is from RefSeq and is a predicted model, not a curated record. NCBI's taxonomy places the organism in Eukaryota, Fungi, Ascomycota, Dothideomycetes, Pleosporales, Dothidotthiaceae. Gene Ontology annotation, molecular function: peptidase activator activity; proteasome binding; zinc ion binding. Gene Ontology annotation, cellular component: nucleus; cytosol.